This is a messenger RNA of Paramecium tetraurelia, 1056 nucleotides long. RefSeq lists its product as uncharacterized. Gene Ontology annotation, cellular component: nucleus; cytosol. The record is from RefSeq and is a predicted model, not a curated record. Lineage: Eukaryota; Ciliophora; Oligohymenophorea; Peniculida; Parameciidae. Gene Ontology annotation, biological process: purine ribonucleoside salvage. The transcript is spliced from 4 exons. Gene Ontology annotation, molecular function: adenosine kinase activity.
AUGAAAAAUAUAAUUAGUAUAAUUAAAUAUUAAUUCGCAACAAAAAAGAUAAUUGGGUUGGGAAGUCCAUUGCUAGAUAUUUAAGCUGAAGUAUCAUUGUAAUUCCUAGAAAAAUAUGGAUUAAAAUUAAAUAAUACAUAUUUUGCAGAGAAAAAGCAUAUUGAAUUAUAUGAAGAAUUGAUCAAAAUUCCAACUCAUUCUCACGUUCCUGGUGGGUCUGCUUUGAAUACAAUUAGAUUGGCGAGAUGGAUGGCAUAGGCUGAAAAGGAUUAAGUGAAAUUUAUCGGGUGCGUGGGAAAAUAGGAUAAAUUUGCACAAAUGCUAAUUGAAACAACAUACCAAGAUGGAGUUACAGCUUUAUUUGAUGAACAAUCAUAUCCGACUGGGAAAUGUGCUGUUCUCUUAUGUAAUAAGGACAGGUAAUGUCUGGUACCUCUAAUAGGAGCAUCUGCUCAUUUGAGUUAAGAAUUUGUUGAAUAACAUAUAGAGGAGGUUAAAACAGCAGCUGUUUUAUUUUGUGAGGUUUAUUUCCUAUAUCCGAGAGCGGAAUUAACAAAAUAUGUCUUCAAAGUUGCAUAAGAAAACAAUGUGCAUACUUGUCUUUCAUUGUCGAGUGUAAAUGCAGUGAAUGAUAGAUUUAAUGAAAUAUUGGCAGUCUUACCCUAUGUUGAUUAUUUAUUUGGAAAUGAGGAAGAAGUAGAAUAAUUUGGAAAAAACUUUGGCUGUGGAUUUGGUCUACAGGAAUCUAUGUUAAGAAUUGCAAAGUUUAGCAAAGUAGGUUCUAAGGAUAGAGUUGUCGUCUGUACAUAAGGUCACAAACCUACAUUAAUUGCUAAGAAAAACGAGCUUCUAAAUAUUUAAGUAGAAUCAGUCGAUCCUUAAAAGAUAGUUGAUACCAACAGUGCGGGGGAUUCCUUUUGUGGAGGGUUUAUAGCAGAAUUAUUAAAUGGAGCUGAUUUAAUUAAAUGUGUUAGAGCUGGAAAUUAUUCUGCAGCCUAAACUAUUCAGCAUGAAGGUAGCACUAUACCAAAUUAUCAACCUGAUAGAAGCUGGUGA